Molecule: messenger RNA, 2820 nt
Organism: Moneuplotes crassus
Lineage: Eukaryota; Ciliophora; Spirotrichea; Euplotida; Euplotidae
Source: the annotation of a GenBank genome assembly
AUGAUAAAUGGUGGUGAAGAUAUUCCAUAUGAGUCAAAGCCAGGAGACAUGCUGCAUGCUCCAGACUCUUCAAUAUCAAAAUUUCGUCAGACCACAAGUUACACAAAGCUUGUCCAAACCUACAUAACCAGCCCUUCAGCAAAGAAGUGCAUGAAGAAGGGGUGCUUUAUCUCUCUAAUUGGAGGAAUCGUUAUAGUUGUCUGACUAAUCUAUUUUCUAAUCUUUAAGUUCAUUGCACACUUUAUCACUGGAAUUGGUUCGCUAAUUUUAUUGUUAAUACUUCAUUUCUGGCUAUUCAGAGUUAUCUGAAGAGGUAUGACUUUUCCAGGGGCUUAUAAACUAUGGCUCAGAAAUAUUGAAAAUGCUUUCUGUGUAUCCUCAUGCUCCCUCGUUGCAAUACAAGUAGAAGAGAUGGAGGAUUUGAUCCAAGUCUUAAUUGAGAGAGAAGAGAUCGAUAAAGGAGAGCUCAAAGAUGUCAUUGAGUCCAUUCAAAAAUUUAAGCGGCUCUGUAGAAUUAGAAAUACUGACUAUAGCAAUAUUCAUAAACUCCAGGAACUUCUACAGCUUACGAAACUCAGUAUUAACGAUCAUAAUACAUGCUUGUGGGAUCUAGAUCCUGAGAGCUUGUAUGAAAGCGACCAAAGUAAUAGGAUAGAUUCCUACUUCUUAGUAAAAUUUGAAGAUGCUCCUGGCAAUCACCAAGCUAGGAAACUAAUAUCUCUAUGUGAAACUAUUAGAAAGGAUCUCAAAGCCUAUUAUACAGCAAAAGGACUUUCUAAAUUCUUUAGAAUGUUUAGGUAUAAGCCUUUUGGGAGAAUAGAUCAGAUGAGAAACGAACUUGAAAUUCGUUACAAUGGAAUUCAGACAUGGUGUAAAACUUUUGAUGGGAAAAAGAUUGAUUGCAUGCUCAUUCCUGCUUCUCCUGAUUCAAAUUCUACCGUUACAGAUUAUAAGAACUGCCCUACAAUGUUAUUCUGUAAUCCAAAUGCUGGAUAUUAUGAAUACCUUACAUACCAGACAGAGUGGUUAAGCUACAUCAGCCUGGGAAUAAAUGUUGCUAUAUGGAAUUACAGAGGUUAUGGAAGAUCAGAGGGAUCACCAAAUCCUAAAAAUAUUCGUAAAGAUGGCGAAUAUGUCCUUAAACAUUUUAAAGAACAUUUUUAUCUUACAAAUAAAUUUGGAAUCCAUGGUCAAUCUCUUGGUGGUUCAGUUGCUAGUUAUGUAGCAAGACAUACCAAAGUAGACUUUUUGUUCGUUGAUCGCUCAUUUGAAGCUAUUUCUAAAGUCCCAGAAUCGAAAAUAGGGAAAAUAGCUAGAUACUUCUACCUUGGAGUCACCUGCUUUGGAGAUAGUGUAGCUCCAGAUUAUGUUGCAGCAAAUUGAUAUAAAGUAGUAUCUUGUGACCCUGACGAUCAACUUCUUGAUGAACCUUGUUCUUUAUCAAAUGCUAUUUCUAGGGAAACGGUGAACGAAGCCCAUCGAUUUUCUGGCAAAGACUUCAAUUUCAGUAAAUAUUUUCAUAUUAUUUCUAAAGAUGAGGGUGAUAUUCUUUUUAAAACAAUUAAAGAACUUCUGAAAUUAGGUAAAAAGUUGUAUUCUUGGAAGAAAUAUGAAGACCAACUUGAAGAACUAAAAGAGCUUAGCACAAAUCAGGAUGAUUCAAACAAUCAAUUUAAUGCUAUUGUCGGAAUUGGAAACUCAAGCCUUCAUGAAGGAGCUAAGAACCAAUAUGGAGAAGAUUCUCUAACUUUCCAAGUUCACUCAGGAUUUAACAGCAAAAAUAUGAAUAGGACAGUCUUUGUUGAUAGACCAAACCUUGAAGAGCCGGCUCCUAAAAGUCAAUCCUCCGAAUAUCUUGAAACAUGUCAAGAUGAAGACUGACCAGACGAUUUUCUUAAAAUAACAAUUCCAGGAGUAGAGGAAGAACCUUCUCCAAGUCAAAUAUAUGAUGAAUAUAAAAAUUCUAUAAAAUACUUAAAGAAGAAGGAAAAGAAGUAUUUUGAAAAAUCUGAUUAUCGAACCCUUUCAAAACUUCUUGCAAAGAUUAUCAGGAUCUUGGAAAAGAUUGAUGCUAAAGGCAUCUCUUUAAUUGAUGUUUUUAAAUAUUCAAGCUGGAAUCAAGAGAAACAAUUUAAAACUUUCUUCAUCAAUCUGGACAUCUGGGGAGCUUGGGAGUCCUACAAUAAUCAAGAGAUAGAAGAUCUCUCAGUUCAUUUAAGAAAACAAGCUAGUGAGAAGAUAGAAUUUGCUAAAAUAUCCCUCCUCAGGUGUAUAGCUCUCAUGAAAAAUGAGAAAGGAAAGCUUUUCGAAUUUGUCAGAUUUAGAACAAAUAUCCUGCAUAAUUCCUUCGAGAAGAUUUCUGAUUAUCUCAAAGCGAGAACUACUGUAAAGAGCAAGAAGCUUGAAGAGGAAGAAAAGACUGAUAAAUAUCUUCAAAGCCCUAUGAAGAAUGCUGAUUUGAUGAAAAUUACAGAGCAAUACGAACCUGGAACAGGCCAAACUGAGAAUGAUAAGUUUGAAUCAAUUCGACUUGAUGAGCCCUGUAAGAUUGAUGAUAGCCAAGUCACCGAAGAGUACAAAUUAGAAAAUGAUAAGAAUGAGUACAUGAAGUUUACAACUCCUAAUGCAGAAAAUUCUUUCAAAGAUGAGCCGAUAUUUAAAAACCGUGAAAGAAGUGGUUCACAUUCUUUACUCAAUAGUCUUACUCUUUCAGACAAAGCAGGUCAUCUAAUGCUGGUAAAAUGUGGGCAUAAUGGCUAUUUCAGCUUUGAAGAGAAAUCUCUCUAUGAAAAGUACCUUAAGCACUCAAAAUUCAUCUAA